This is a messenger RNA of Habropoda laboriosa, 1224 nucleotides long. RefSeq lists its product as uncharacterized. The record is from RefSeq and is a predicted model, not a curated record. Gene Ontology annotation, biological process: negative regulation of protein kinase activity; negative regulation of TOR signaling; neurotrophin TRK receptor signaling pathway. The transcript has 8 exons. Gene Ontology annotation, cellular component: cytoplasm. NCBI's taxonomy places the organism in Eukaryota, Metazoa, Arthropoda, Insecta, Hymenoptera, Apidae. The coding region runs from base 1 to 1224 and encodes 407 amino acids.
AUGUAUAUCGCAUGCAAAUGUUUAAACGUGUCCAUAAAAUCCAGGGGCACUGAACUACAGAAGGUCAACAUCAAUGAUAUUGAAUUGACACCUGAAGAACAGAAUGAUGGUUUCUUUCAUCAGUCAUUAAAUAUUUAUAGCAGUCUAGUUACUAACACUAAGGAACAACCAGGUUUAGUAGAGAUAAGAAAUGUGGGAUCAUGGGUUAUUCACCGUUGUUACAAUUGUUCAAUGUACACACAUGCUGUACACAGAGAUUAUGGUGCUGCUUUAGUUCUUAUUAAUACUGAUAUUGUUACUUCACCUGCAGAAAUAAUUAAAUUAAAAUCUAAUCCAGAUUAUAGUCCAGUAUUUAGAAUAAUAAUUGCCCAUAACACUUUGGAUGAAUUUGACUAUCUUCAACAACCUACCAAAUUUUCUGUAUCGCAGUUACCUAACAAUGUACAAGUGGCUUUGGGUGGACUCCAACAGCAGCUUGAAGAAGCUGUCCAAAGACAGAAUGCAGAAAUAGAAACUAAAAUUCGUGCAUUCACAGCAGAACAAUAUCAGUUAUUGGAACAGUUUUGUGAAAGAGCUCACAAUGAACAUAGAUUAUUAACAAGGUUAAUAUGUAAAGGAGAAGAAACAACUAGAUUAACAAAUAAUAUAGAAACUCCUCCUACAACCCCAGAUAGUUUUACAACCAGUUUAACUACCUCUACAACAAAUACAGUAAAUACAUCACAAGUAGUAUCAAACGAAACGAAAAUCAUUACAGGUCCUAAUGUUAAACAUGAAGCUGAUGCUAAAUAUUCUCCUAAUCCUCUUGUUAAUGGUAGCAUAGAUAAAAAAGAGCAAUUAUAUAUAUACAAUAAAGAUGCAACCAGUUUUGACACAGAAGCUUUAUUUCCUUUGGAAGGAAUGGAAGAGUCUCUUAAUACUGAUCAAGUUCAAUCUUCAGAAGAAGGAUCUGAUACAGAUGAUUCAGGUCAAGAUGAAGGUAUUCAUAUGCCAAGGGGACAAAGAGGUGGACAUCCUACAUUAGCAAAAUCGUUACCAGUUAGUGUUCCAUCUUUUCCUUCAUUUGUGCGUAGAACAGUUCAAGAUCAAGAUGAUGACCAGCUUUCAAGAGAUCCACAUGAUCCACAUAAUAUUCGAGCUUCGAUUAAAGCUCUAGCAAAGAGCGUUCAUGGUGAUACAGUAUUUGGAGACUUGCCACGUCCUCGUUUCUCUACUCAAAUCUGA